AUCUAAAUCUGGUUGAUAUGGGGAAAGUGUUGAAAGAAACAAACAGAGAUUACACUUAAGUAGACAUUGGGCAUACACACCCAUCUAUGGAUAGUGAAACGUGUUAACGAAGGGAUAGCAUGAAGUUGCAUUUAAACGUGCUGAGUCAAAUAAAAAAGUAGAGUAUUAUGAUGUUCACGUAAUUUGUUGACAAAUGUCAAGUCGUGCAAGUUUGUGAGGCAAUGCGCAAACUAGCCUUCGGAAUUAUUCAUGAGUGUAUUUUAAAUAUAGGCCUUAUGUUUUAAGUAUGUUUUAUUAACUUCAACCCGAUAACCGUGUAAAGUAUUGGCGUGGUUUCUAACCUGUAACUAGGCCUAAUGGACGACACGGAAGGUCCUCGUUGCUUCACGAAUGCGAUGUUUAGAUUCUCAGACAGUUGGGUUCUGUAUGCCCACCCCCCUUUGCAAUACGCACUGUUCCGGUGUCUUAAAGGUGUAGUCCUAUAUUUUAAAGUCUGACAAAACGGGAUUCCCCAUGUUGGCUGGGGAUUCUAGGUUCUAAAUUAAAUGGAUGGGGGGUGGGUACAGUUAACACUAAUAACAAGGGACCCCACAACUUAGAACUGUCCCCCAUCUCUCUUUAGGGGGUCUUGACUCUUGUGGGAGGUGCGGGACCACCACCCCCGCCCAAGCCCCAUAUCUUUCCAGCAGUCAUUGUAUGACGAUAUCCAAUUUAGUACACAUUUUAAAAGCAAAACUACUAUCCUUCUGGUACACUUUUCUGAUCAUUAAUUUAAAAAAUAACCCUUAUCUAUUGCCGCAAUUGUGUUUAUUAAAUAAUAGGUUAACUUGACUAUCUGAUUCUGAUUAAUCUUUAGAGUCAUAAAUCAAAGUCAUAAGCCUACAAAAAAUAGCAUAGUCAAAUCAACGGGCUCAUAAAUGAGCUUUUAUCUUAUCGGAAACGUUCAAAUGGUCAUACAUUUUUGUCUUCUCAGACUCAGAAAUGCGGUAAUGUCAAAGCCUCACCCUGUUCAAGGGUAGGCCUAUGACUCCAGCUGACACCGGAAUUCUCUUGAGAAGAUUUCUGGUCGGACUGGCUCCUGUGGUUGUCAUCUACUUGUGCGUCUUUAUAGUUUCAUUGUUACAUGUUAUUUCAAUCCUAGUCUAUUUUAAAAUAGUGACAACCCUUCCUCGCCCAGAAGUGAGUAUCAGUCUCUCUCAUCAUUCACACCUAUACAAGCACAGGUAAGAGAACCCCUGAUUACCCUAAAGGAUAACCAAUAGAUAUAAAUCAAGAUUAGACGUCAUCAUGCCAUCCAAGAUGAUCAUCAGGCAGCCUGAGCCAGUCAUGGAGUCGAAAGAAUCUGAUCAGUGGGGAUCUAAAAUCUGUGACUGCUGUGAAGAUGUCCCAGAUUGUUGUUUUGCAUGCUGGUGUUGUCCCUGCUAUGCCUGCAAACACAGUAAGGCAUACGGACAGUGCCUUUGUCUCCCUCUGCUGGACAUGUUUGGCUUCAUUCCACCAGUCUCAAUGGCAAUGAGAGUUUCGAUGCGUCAUCGCUACGGCAUCAAAGACACCAUGUGUAACGACUGUCUGUACGCCACCUUCUGUAACUGCUGUUCCUGGUGCCAGAUUUCCAAAGAGAUGAGGAGGAGGAACAUCCCUAUCAUCCUGGUCAGCGCUAAGAACACUUGACGACCCCCAGCCUCAUCACCUCCAGACCCCCAGCCUCAUCACCUCCAGACCCCCAGCCUCAUCACCUCCAGACCCCCAGCCUCAUCACCUCCAGACCCCCAGCCUCAUCACCUCCAGACCCCCAACCUCAUCACCUCCAGACCCCCAGCCUCAUCACCUCCAGACCCCCAGCCUCAUCACCUCCAGACCCCCAGCCUCAUCACCUCCAGACCCCCAGCCUCAUCACCUCCAGCACAGCCUGGAUCAGAUCCAUGCUCCUUUGUCAUGGUCACUGGUUUAUUAAAACAGACACAGCUCCAGAAUGAAUCGGGCAUUUGGUUUCCACAUGGGGGGUUUUGUAAUAGCUCUCCUAUAGUAAGCCGACCUUGUAUUGAAGCCAUUUUAUUUGUCUGUGUUGAUGUCUGUCUGUCUUUAGUUCGGCAUCUGUAUUGUUUUGGACAGAGAGAGGGAGAAAGUAGUGCUCUCGGCAGAAUGUAUCUCACACAACACUCCUGACCUCAUGUCUCCUAGCCAUAGCUACUAGAAAGGUAUGGAUAUUAGAUGUAUUUAUUUUCUCUUGCUCUUUUUCUCUCUCUCUCUCUCUUGCUCUUUCUCUCUCUCUCUCUCUCUCUCUCUCUCUCUCUCUCUCUCUCUCUCUCUCUCUCUCUCUCUCUCUCUCUCUCUCUCUCUCUCUCUCUCUCUCUCUCUCUCUCUGUCUCUCUCUCUCUCUCUUGCUCUCUUUCUCUCUCUCACACGCCCUUUCUGGAAGUGUUAACUUGCUGAUUUAAAUAUAUUUCUAUAUGCCUCCCUUUCACUUCCACACAUUCAUGCCAUUGAAAGUGAGAUAUUUAAGCCCUAUUGUCCCUUGUUCCUUUUGUGUAUCUCUAUCUCUCUCACUUGCACAUUCCACUGCACUUCCUGGUCAAUUAUUUAAACAAGAAAUAAAGCGUCGCUUUUCAUAACAAACG
Molecule: messenger RNA, 2618 nt
Organism: Osmerus eperlanus (European smelt)
Lineage: Eukaryota; Metazoa; Chordata; Actinopteri; Osmeriformes; Osmeridae
Product: cornifelin homolog B-like
Exons: 4
Coding region: 1288-1671 (127 amino acids)
Source: RefSeq, a predicted model, not a curated record